Molecule: messenger RNA, 444 nt
Organism: Phytophthora sojae
Lineage: Eukaryota; Oomycota; Peronosporomycetes; Peronosporales; Peronosporaceae
Exons: 1
Coding region: 1-444 (147 amino acids)
Source: RefSeq, a predicted model, not a curated record
AUGCGCGCCUUCCUCAUCCUGCUCCUGGUACUGGUGACUCUCGUCGCUACUGUCGCGGUAUCUGCAAGCAACCAUCAAACCUCCCAGAACCUAAAUCAACCGACCGAUGCUCCAGAGUCCGAGACUGCCCAGGGGCGAAUGUUGCUGCGAACUGCUUUCGACGACUUCGAAGAGAGGGGGGUCAUGGACUCUCCCAAGAAGAUGGGAAAGUCAACCGUCAAGUCCUACCACAAGGUAGGACUUGACGGUUACGUGAACAUUAAGUCUGGCGCUUUGGACAUGGAGAAAACGACGAGCACGUUCCUCACCAAGAGCUUCAACCCCGACCAGGUGCACAAGUGGUUGCAACUGGAUGACGGACGCAGUAGUUGGCACGUGCGCGAAUUUAUGACCUGUACAAGGCGAAGUAUAUGGUACCCUGGGUGGAAAUCCAGGUUUAAUUAG